AUGGAUUUCACAGCAAACAGCAUUGAGUUUCUCGAAUUGCCGAGUGAAAUUCAACUAGAAGUUCUCAGAAAGCUUUCUGUUCGCGAAAUCUGCGCAUUCCGCUGUGUCUCCUCACAGAUGUAUGCAAUGAUUGAGAAUAAUCGAAUGAGGUUUGGCCAGAAGAAAAGUGAAAUCCGUAUCGAUUGCCCCGAAGUUUACAUAAUUGGGGCCGAAUUGGUUCCGAAGCGAAAGAACAUUCCGCCAGCCGAGUGCCUCAACUACAACGAGUACGAGUUUUCCAGACUAUUUCGCGCCUGUGAUAUCGAUAUGCUGCAUAUUGUGAAUAUAAAAAUGUCGGAAGAGUUCGUGUUGUCAUUCCUACGAAUGGUGGCUGUGAACCAGAUCAGAAUCUCCCAGUUCAACUUUGGGAUCUGCCACUUCUCCUGUGACCCGUGCACUUUCUGCCGACUCAUGGAAGUUGUCCAGUUGAAAGAACUGUGCAUCAUGAGCAGUACAGAGGACGAUGAACAGUUCUCUGCCCGUGUUGUCGCUUCUCCCACGGCAAACAAGUUGAAUCGCCUUGCCGUUGGGUUUCCGUCGAGGAUUUCUGAUGACUACCUGCUCUCCUCGAAUCAUAGCUGGCUAGCCGUCAAGGAUACCAACGUCAGCGCAUCGGCUAUUCGGGCGUUCAUACUGGAUUGGAUGCAUGGGCGGAGAUCGUUCGACUAUAUGGGACUGAGCACGAGUUGUCGUCUGGAAGCCGAUCGGAUACUGGAGGAUUUGGAAUAUCGCCAAGUGGACCAUUUCACUGUGAUGUUGAGCAGUAAACACGGUGAAAAGAUGGCGCUGACGAUUGAAGAGAACGCGUUUGUUAUGUACAAUAGGAAUGCCGAGAGAAUCAUGUGCGAAAUAGAGAGUUAG
This is a messenger RNA of Ostertagia ostertagi, 900 nucleotides long. The record is from the annotation of a GenBank genome assembly. NCBI's taxonomy places the organism in Eukaryota, Metazoa, Nematoda, Chromadorea, Rhabditida, Trichostrongylidae.